Messenger RNA from Sodiomyces alkalinus F11, 3280 nucleotides. RefSeq lists its product as hypothetical. NCBI's taxonomy places the organism in Eukaryota, Fungi, Ascomycota, Sordariomycetes, Glomerellales, Plectosphaerellaceae. The transcript has 2 exons. Bases 164 to 2980 code for a protein of 938 amino acids. Gene Ontology annotation, molecular function: clathrin binding. Gene Ontology annotation, biological process: clathrin-dependent endocytosis; clathrin coat disassembly. The record is from RefSeq and is a predicted model, not a curated record. Gene Ontology annotation, cellular component: cytoplasm; vesicle; intracellular membrane-bounded organelle.
AGUGACCAACUAAACCUCUCUCCCUCCCUUGACGCGUUAUCGAACAACAAUCAAGGGUUUGCGAGUUUGCGAAAUACUUCCCAACUUGACGGCUUCUGACGAAUGAUGAGCUUAUGAACCCCAUGAUUUUGUGUUAUCAUCUCUAGCGACGCCUCCUCUCAUCAUGGACGACCUUUCAGGGCUGGACUGGUCGUCGUCUACGAGCAACAAACCAACCACCAAAGCACCUUCGAUCCCUUCCGGAGCCAACUACUUCGGAUCGAUGCAACAGAGACAGACACCUUCUCCUCUGCCGUCUGCCCGUAACACGCCGAUACCCAUGCAACACUCCCAGUCCAAGCCUGCAGCUCCCCCGGCAACGGGCGCGAAGCCUCCUACGACUACCACAGACAGCUUCAGCAACCUGUUGAAUUUCGGCCCAGCAACCAAGUCCAAUGCGAAACUGAGCUUGCGUGAACAACAAGAGCGCCUCGAGGCCGAGAAGAGGAAGAGGGAGGAGGAGAAAAAGAAACAAAUGGAGAGCCAAUUUGGGGGUGGGCAGUUUUGGGACACGCUCGGGUCACGGUCGGCGACGCGGACUGCCUCCCCAGCCAUGUCGAUGUCGUCCGGGCAGAACGGGAAUGGGAGGCAAGUGGCCGACGACGACGAUGAUCUCUUCGCGGCCUUCAAUGCCGACACAAAAGUCGACAAUGCCAGCUACUACCCACCGCCUCCCGAGAAGAAGCCCUCUCCUUCCGUCGACCCCGUGCUGGACCUUAGCGAUCCGAGCGCCUGGGGGGGUCAGAAGCAACCUUCGCAGACGCAGCUGACCUCAGGGCUCGGAGACGAUGACGACGACCCUUUCGGUCUAAAUCAGCUGAAGGCCAAAGGGCCCUCCCCCGCGCCAGCCCCGCAACGACAACUCGACGACGACGAUGACUUCCUGGGUGACCUGGCGCGGCCCGUGGAAGAGGUGCGUCGGAAACAACCUUCGCCGCAGCCGCCUCGCCAGCCAGAGCCCGGAAAGCCGAUAGAAGGAUCGAGCUCGGACUCCGAGGAUGAACCGCCUGCGCGAGGUACCAGAGGGCCAGUGGACGAGUUCGACAGAGCCGUUUCACAGUUGACGGACUACGGGUUCUCGCCCGAGGAUGCCAGGCGCGGGUUGACGGAGAGCGGUGCUGGUUUAAACGUCCAGGCAGCCGCCAACUGGCUUCUCGACGACGCGCACCGAAGAGCCAAGGCGGAGGCGGAGGGCCGAGACCCCUCGGCAGGCCCGAGACGAGGCCGAGAGAGCAGCCGGCAUGAGAGUCCUCGGAGGACCGACAAUAGGUCACCCGUUGUGGGAGAUGACUUGCAGAAGACCGCGGCGGCGGUGGGAAGCAGUUUUCUGAAGACGGCAAAUUCACUGUGGAAGACUAGCAAGAAGCAGGUGGCGCAGGCCUAUGCGGAGUUCAGCCAGGAGGGGGAUCCGGGCCAACCCAAGUGGAUGCGCGCGGCGCAGCAGGGACAGAUGCGCCCGCCGGCACAAAGACACGAGGCGGAUGUUACGGACGAGGCGCUGAUGCUGGAAGCUGGAACGAGACCCGAGAGGAAAUCGUCACAGGGACCUCAGCAUUCGCGACACGAGCCACCGAGAACGGCAUCGCAGGGACCUUCUCCGGCCUCUCGGAGUCCGGCGUCGUCUAGCCGCAGCACGCCGGCGCCAAGGUGGCAGCAGUCGGCGCCGGUCAUUCCGGAUUCGAAAGCUCGCGCUAGCCGGCUUGUUAUGGAAGAUGAUGGUGCCUCUUCGUACGUGAGCCCUCAUAGGAGGCGAAAAGCAACGCCGCAACCGCAACCGCAACCGCAACCGCAACCCCAACCCCAGCCAGCACAGCGUCCUCAGCAACACGACGAAGAGAAUUUGCUCUUUGGGGCGGAGGCGUCGAAACCUGCUCCCUCUCUACCACAUCGACCUGCUCAACCGCAACCACCCCAGGCGGCCAAGCGUCCAACUCCAUCCGCGACGCCGCGACGCUCUCCUCCGCCGGCUCGUCAGAUACCGAGCAUCGCCCCGUCAGCCAUUCAACAAUCGACGAAACACCGUCUCGACGGCACCCAGCAUUUCAAGCGAGGCGACUACGCAGCGGCCCAUUCGUCGUACACGGCCUCCCUCGCCGCCGUGCCGGACACCCACCCGCUAGCGAUCGUCAUCCUCACCAACCGCGCGCUCACGUGCCUGAAGAACGGCGAACCCAAAAGGGCGGUCGACGACGCCGACGCCGCACUCCAGGUCAUCGGACCCGCGGGAGGCCUAGGCGAGCACGUGGCGGUGACGACGAACGAAGCGGGUGCCGAGGAACGCCGCGACAUGCGCGACCUGUACGGCAAGGCGCUCAGCCGGAAGGCCGAAGCGCUGGAGCAGAUGGAGCGCUGGGCCGAGGCCGGUGCGGCCUGGCAGCUCUGCGUGGAGGCCGGGGUCGGUGGGUCUACGGCUAUCGCGGGUCGUCAGAGAUGCCAGGCGGCGCUUGCGCCUAAACCGAAAGCGAAAGCGAAGCCGACGCCGACGCCCACGUCGCAGGCCCGUCACUCCGCAGCAGGGCCGACGACUCGCCCUCGCCCUCCCCCCCGCCCUACUGCGGCGACGCAGCAGAGCUCGGAGGCGGUGGAGCGGCUGCGGAAGCAGAACCAGGCGGCGGAAGCGGAGGACGAGGAGAAGUUCGUCCUGUCGGAGAAGGUGGAUGCGCGGAUUUCGGGCUGGCGGGACGGGAAGCGGGAUAACCUCCGGGCGUUGCUGGCGAGUCUGCAUACGGUGCUGUGGGAGGGGAGCGGGUGGCGGCAGGUCGGGCUGCACGAGCUGGUGAUGCCGAACAAGGUGAAGAUUGUGUACAUGAAGGCGAUUGCCAAGUGUCACCCCGACAAGCUGCCGCAAAACGCUGGCACGGAGACCAGGCUCAUUGCGGCGACGGUAUUCGCGACGUUGAAUGAGAGUUGGGACAAGUUUAAGACGGAGAAUUCUCUCUAGAUUUAGAUGGAGUAACGUGGAUAGACAAGAAAGAAAGGUUCCGGGGGGGGGAUUGGGAUAUAGAAGGAGGAUGAAUGAGGCAUCUUCACCUUCACGACAAGACGAAAAAUGGGUAGUCAAGCGAGCAGACAGAGCGAAAGACGAGAUCCAAUUCCCCAAAACGCCACGCUACCUAUGCCGCCAUGAUUCCCGUCAUCAACACACUUUGCCUUUGGGACGGUCAGCUGGGAGUAUGUCCUGCCUGCUCUUUAACUUGUGCACGUUUUUGACCGUCCGUUACCCAAGUCGACGGUACUCCGG